CUUCUGCUGCCGUUCCCUCCCCGAGUUGCUCCAUUCUCCCCAGGAGACAAAACGACUCGUCGAUGGCUUGUUUUUGAGCCCCGUCUUCAGAGUGAACGGUGCGAUGAAGAGGGAGAGCUGGGAUUGGCUUCUUCUUUCUCUUGUCGCGGUUCCUUCCUGUCGCUAAGCUCUUCUCGCAGCUGGAGAGGCAGAAUCUCCCCGGCCUGCAUGCUCAGGGUGUUGCGCCGCGGCUCGUUGCUCUCGACGCCGAGACAAGCCAGCCUUGAAGGCGCUCGAACCGCCUCGUACGCGCAUCGUCGCUUCUUGGUCUUCUUCUCCACGUUUCGCGCUUUGAUUCGGUUGUCUUCUUCUCAGGUCCUUUCCUUCGCUUCGCCCGGACGCGCCUCCGUCCUGAAAAGCGACACUCACCGAGCCUGAAAUGACUUCUUCUCUUUUCCUUCGUCUCUUCUUCUUCGUUCCUGAGUUCUCUGUGUCCUCUUUCCUCUCUUUUCGUUGACUUCUUUUUUUCUGCCUCUGUCGGUGGUGUGGAGCGACACAUGCACUGGCAGACUGAGAACUGAGGAGGAACGACGAGGCGGUUUCUCUCUGUCGCCUCUCGUUCCUCCACACAGCGUCUUCGCAAAUCUUUGCCUUUCUUUUUUUCCUCAACUCCUUUGUUUGCUUCUGCUCCUCAGAGCUGUCCCUUUGUCACUCUUUUCAAGUCUCAUGUUUUCUUCGCCUCGUGACUGCAGUUUUUUCCUUGGCAGAUUUACCAUUUCUCCUCCUCGCCGCUGCGCCGAUGGCGACGCGAGGAGUGGCGACGGUGUCUCUCCCUCGGAGAAAGCCACUGUGUGGGGAGAGGUGGGUUCCCCGUCACAGAUGUUGCACUUUCCCCUUCUCGUCUGGUUUCCUCGUUUCCUCGAAACGAUCGUCGGUCAGGAGACACGGCACCGUCUCUCCCCUCUCUUCGUCGGUGCGAAGGCGAAUGGAUUCUGCGCCUCAGGAGACACAGACGCACCAGGCACCGACACAAAUCGGCUCAGAGAGAACGGAGAGGCGGUCCUCGCAACGAGGUGUCUGGAAGCUGGAAACGGACAUAUUCGGUUCUGGAAAAUCGGUGCUCCGUUUUACUCCCAGAGGCUCGCUCUCAUCGGCGCUCAACUCUUGUUUGUCUGCUUCGAACUGUAGGACGCCUGCCUCCGCCUCGACGCCUGUAUCUGCUGUUUCUUUUUGUCUCUCCGACGCGCGCGUCUCCUCUCUCUUCUCGCCUUUUGGCUGUACUGUGCGGAGCUCUUCCUCGUCUCCUUGUCUGCCCACAUGUUCCGUCUCCACUGUUGCUUCUUCUUCAUCUCGAUCGUCGAUCUCUCCCCCCGUCUUCUCGCUUUCCUCUUCGUCUCCUGUCUUAUCGAUCGCCUGUUCGCCUUUCUUGUCUCUUCGCGCCUUUCCUUGUCACCUGUGGGCCUUCGUCUCUCUCUCUUUGCCUCCCUCCUCUCCUCUCGCUCUCGUAUCUGACUGUACUACCCCCGCUGCUCGUCCGCGCAUUUCCCUCCCUGCUCCUGUCUCCUCCGUUUUCGUCUCGCCGUCCGUUCGCCUCUCUCCUCGUGCUUCGUUUUCCUCCGUUGCUCCAGCGCAUCUGUCUUCUGGAGCGGAGAGGCGAGCGAGAGAUUUCGACUCGGAGAGGAUCAGUCGGGAAAGGGCACACGCCGAAGGACGCUCAGAAGAAACGAAAAAGCUCGACAGCGACGGCACAGAAGGGAGAGAAGGAGACUACGAAGGACGAAAGAAAGAACGCGAGUGCAAGGGAAACGGAGCUCCCGCCGGCGUCCGUUCGAUCCUUUCUCCUCGCGCUCAGAUCCAGGUCUGCAUCAUUGAACCAAGCGCCAAGCCUGCGUCCUCGUCUUCGUCUCCUUCCUCGUCUCCGUUGCCUUCCUCGCCUUCGUCUCCGUCUUCUUCUUCGUCUCCGUCUUCUUCGUCUCUGUCUGCUCCGUUGUCUAGUCUCAAUGAAGAGGGGUCUUGUUCUGAUUCUUCUGGACCAGAGGGCCGCGCGUAUUCUGGGAAGGACAAGUUGUUUCACUGCCACUACAGUUCUCUUUCACGAUACCAGCUGGCGACAGAGUUGCAGCUGGCCUACAGCGACAUCCGGUUGCUUGACGUGGUUCGAGUGCCUUCGUCUCUCUCUUCUCUCUCUUCUCUCUCUUCUCUCUCUUCUCUCUCGUCCUUCUCGCGGUUUCCGCCCGGCCUGUUCUCGCCGCGGGUGGCUGCCUCGGACGGGGUGAGGAGCUGCUCGCGGAACCAUUCGGCCGACAGCGAGGAGAAGAUGGAGAGACCGACGGCCAGCCGCGGCGGCCUGGUCGCUGCCUGGUCUUCUCUCUCGUCGUUUUUCUCUCAUUCUUCUCCGGAGACCAAGGGCCAGAAGCGCGAGCCGAGCAGUUCUUCUGCGCGGAGCGGCUCUCGGCCGCGGGACGACAGGUUCGCCAGUCACGCGUGGAAGGAGAAUUUGAAGACGCGCGAAGAAGAACCUCUCGCGCUACCGUUUCUUCCCGCAGGUCUCGAUGCCCUCAAACUCCAACACGCAAAAAUCCUCGUCAGACGAACGGCCAUUCUUGUGCAAAUCGAAAACAUCGGCGCUGUUGUCACACCCCACAAGUUGGUUCUUCUCCAUCCCCAUCCCUCUGUGACGAGCGCGCUGUUGCAUCAACUCACGUGUGGCGAAGCAAGUUCGCUGUCGACUGCAUCUCUGCUUGAGUGCAAUCCGCCUAGAGAAGAAGAACACGAAGACACCCCGGCUGUCCCUGCAUCUGGGGACGAGACUGUUUCUUCAGCUUCUCCGCAGACUCUUUCCUCUCCUCCGUUCCCUUCUUGGGGUCUCGCUUCCCCGCGACAGAUGCCGUUUGAGCUACGAGCUCUUGAAGCUCUCUUUGCCGUUGCGCUGGGAUCUCUCGAAGCUCUCACCAAAGACUACGUCGACCGCGUUCGCCUGACCAUCGCCACUCUAGAACAAGAAUCCACGGCGGUUUCGAGAACUUCGCGAAACAACGCCUCAAACGCCUGGUCGCUUGCCACUGCAGAUGCGACGCUCUUCACCCUCGUUCACUCUCCGUCUCUUCAUCAACUCAUGGUCCUAAAAAAUCUUCUUCAGGAUAUCGAGGCGCGUCUGGAGGCGUUCCGAGGGUGCCUGUCCAAAUUGUUAAGCGACGACGGAGACAUGGCUGACAUGUACCUGACAGAUAGACUCGUGUACACCAUUCCUCACGCCCGCGAAGACCACGCUGAUGUCGAGCUGCUUCUCGAAGGCUGCCUACAACAAGUCGACGAACUGCAGUACGACAUCCUGACAGCGAAGCGAUGUGUCAUCCACCACGAAGAGCUUACCAAGAUGCACUUGGACGUUUGCCGGAACGCCUACAUGCAGAUGAACGUCAAAAUUUCCUUGUUCUCGCUGACGACGUCAGUUGCCGCUGUUAUCGCUGGCAUUUUUGGAAUGAAUCUGCCCCUCUUCGACUCGCAGGCAGCGCCUGCUCAUCACGAACCGCUUUCUUCUUCUGGACAUUCUCUCUCGAGUUCGAGGGGAGAAGAAAACGCCGAGAAAGCCAUACCCAGUGCGAUCGAGCGACAGCAAGCCACCGUGGAGGUAGCGACAGGAAGUUCACUCGCCCCGUCGGCUUCUCCAGAACAGAAACAAGGCUUGACUACUUCUUCGUUGUCUUCCCCGGAUGUCUCUUGUUGUGGUUCGAGGUCUAGGUCGUGUGAUGAGGCGGGUGGACGCUCUGCUGGGGAGAGAGGUGAGACUCGUGUGUGGAGCGCGUCCUCUGUCGCUUCGCCGUCGACUCUCCCACACUCGCUGUCUCGUCCAGAGCACCUUCUGGCUGCGUUUUUUCCGUCCGUUUUGGCCUCCUCGCGCAGCGGUGUUUCGACGGGUUGUCUGAGCUCUCUUUGGGAGAGCGUCGCGGUCGAGGAGUGGCAAGAAGCCAUGAGAGCGAGACGACAAGCGUUCUCUCGCUGGAUCGUCGAUCACUCUUUCUUCCUCGUGUCCGGCUUUCUCAUUCUCCCCACAUGCGCAUGCGGAUUCGUUUUCUGCAACCGCCUCGCCCGCGUCUUUGCUCUCCAUGGUUGCUCCUCCGAGCUGUCUAUGGGGCGUUCUCAACGGAGAACAACCCCCAUGUCGAAGCUUGCCUCUUUCUUCGCCAGGCCAAAAGCAGAGACAGGCGCAUUCUUGUCGGGAAAAAAAGCGAUUCGACGGCCUCUGUUCAUCUUCCCCGCCCUCUUCUCGUUCAACCGUCACGCCGCAAGGAACAUGCCUUUCCCCCCGUCCACUGAGAUGCCGACAAGACCACAAUCAGAGGGAAAGCGAGAGGGAAAGUAACACACACAUGCAGGACACAGGGACUUAUCUCUCUAUAGAGAAGCCUGGAAAACCGGACACAAGCAUCUCUUUUUGUCUCCCUAUAUCCACGUGGAUCUGUAUCUCGAACUAUCUGAAUCUGUAUCUGGCUCGAUCUGUUGCUAUGUCCCUCUCUAUCGUGCUAUAUCUGUUUACCUACCGAUAUGUGUAAUUUGUGUGGCUGGACAUAGAUUGUGUCCCCCUGUCUUCGUGUUCAAGCUUGGCUGUUCAUGAUGAAGAACACCCACACAGACGCAGGUUUAUGCAUUUCUUUUGGAGAGCAUCGCUGAUGUCGAGAGCGACCUUUUCAUCUCUCUUGCUUCCCCCGACUCCGUUUUCGACAAUCUCUACGUACAUAUAUCUGUAUAUUUAUAUAGAGUUAGCGAAAGAGAAAUACCUGCAUACAUCUAUGCUUAUAUAUAUAUAUAUAUAUGUAUCCAUGUAUGGUUUCGAAGGGACUGCGUCUAGAGGACGAAACAAAGGUUUCUGACCGUCUCGCCCUUGGCGCAAAGAGCGAGGGAGAAGUUGAAUCUGAGAAAUGACGCGCCGUUCAAAUCCGGGAAGUAGAGAGAAUUUUUCUCUGGACGGCGUCUACGCUAUAAGCAUGUCUGUAUCGUAGAAGAGUUUCCUGUUCAUAGAUUCCUCACACCGAAUGCUUUUCCAGAGAAAGUUCUGUUUUCCCCGGCAUUUUGGGGUGUUCUUUCUGAGGAGCUUUCAGCGGGAAGAGGGAGGAAAGCCACCUUAGUUUUCCCUGCGAUACUUGCACCGCUUUUUUCCGUUGGACUUAGACAGCUGGGAAAGCAGAAUUUUUCUCGGGGGACGCGGGUUGUCUUUGGUCUGGUUUCCAUCGAGCUACCUCACAAAAAUGCAACAGAGAACGCCUGUGCUUCCCUAGCCCUUUCGGCUUCAUGGCUUAACUCACGCUUGGCAAAUUUGCCACGUAACACAUUCGCUUUUCCUUCCACUUCCAUCUCCGCCAACUAUCAGCUCUUCAGCCUCCAUCCAGAUGUUAAUCCCCUUCCUUAAUGACCACACAUCUGCAUGCAUUUAUCUCACAAUACACACAUAAGAAUGUGGGUAUCUAUCUAUCUGUCUAUAUAUAUAUAUAUAUAUAUAUAUAUAUAUAUAUAUAUAUACAUACAUAGAUCACGCUCUCCGUUGACUAGAAGAACAUGAAUUCGUAGGGACGGAGUCACCUCACUUUGGCACCACUGAACUGGAAGCAGGUAUACAACACGUUGUCCUCGCUGGUUUCGCGGAUCCGACUUCGAGCUUCAAUUCUCCCCACAUCUCCAUCCCUUAAAGUUCGUGACUUGAAAAAAGAUAUCCCGACAGCCGCGGGUCUGAUAGGGUCGAUACACUCUUUUUAAAGUGUCCAUGCAUGCCUCUACAUUUAGUUCGAUAGCUGUUUUCCAUGUGCAUGGAAAAACUCG
Toxoplasma gondii ME49 is the source of this 5793-nucleotide messenger RNA. Its product is annotated as CorA family Mg2+ transporter protein. NCBI's taxonomy places the organism in Eukaryota, Apicomplexa, Conoidasida, Eucoccidiorida, Sarcocystidae. Gene Ontology annotation, molecular function: magnesium ion transmembrane transporter activity. Gene Ontology annotation, biological process: magnesium ion transport. The transcript is spliced from 7 exons. The coding region runs from base 779 to 4342 and encodes 1187 amino acids. The record is from RefSeq and is a predicted model, not a curated record.